Molecule: messenger RNA, 1155 nt
Organism: Dothidotthia symphoricarpi CBS 119687
Lineage: Eukaryota; Fungi; Ascomycota; Dothideomycetes; Pleosporales; Dothidotthiaceae
Product: NAD(P)-binding protein
Exons: 4
Coding region: 10-1059 (349 amino acids)
Source: RefSeq, a predicted model, not a curated record
CGGAUCAACAUGUCUCAUUCAAUCUUGAUUACUGGAGCCUCUGGGUAUCUGGGAGGAUCACUGCUCGUGCAGCUGAACCGUGCCAAACUUCCACCACAUAAAACAUUGUAUGCCCUCGUUCGUUCUCAAGAGCAGGCAGAUGCAGUCAAAGAAUACGGAGCUGAGCCUCUAUUUCUCGACCUUAAGGAUCAAGACCGGGUCAUCAAAACCAUCGUUGAUGCGAAGAUAACAGUUAUCUUUUUCCUUGUCGACGCGGUCACGUCAAACCUUCAAAUUCCCAUGAUCAAGGCUCUAGGCCAAGUCAAGAAGCAGACUGGAGAGGAUGUACACUUCUUACAUACCUCUGGCGCCAAGAUCUUUAGCCAGCACAGCAACUAUCCAACGGAUAAAACGAUUCUCGACUCGAGUUCGGAGGUUUAUGAAUUUCAGAAAUCAUCAAAAGCCCCCUAUGACAUGGUCGCGCAGGCUAUGACUACGAACAAUACGGUCAUCGAAACUGCUGAGUCUUAUGGUGUCUACAGCUAUAUUUUCAUUCCGUGUAUUGUGUACGGUGAAAGUGAAGGCUUUGGAAACCGUAUUUCUAUCCAAAGUACCGCUGUGGUCCGGGCUGCGAAGAAAGCUGGAGCAGUGUAUGACGUCAACUCUGGAGGCGCAACUUGGCCUGUCUGUCACGUCUCUGAUAACACGGCAUUAUAUGUCAAGCUCCUCGAAAAAAUUCUAUCGGGCGACAAUCCCGGUCACGGCAAGAACGGUUACUACCUCGCGUCUUCUGGUAGUGUAGCGUGGAUCGACAUCUACACCGCCUUCGCCAGGGCUCUUGCAACGCGCAACGUAAUAGACAGUGCUGAGGUCAAGAAACCUGACGAGACAGCCUUGGAGAAGAUGGCACAGGCAUUAUACUGCCCGAAAGAGAUGAUUGUUGUGCAGCUAGGCGGCACUUGUACCCUCAAAGCAGACCGCGCCAGUAAGAUUGGGUGGAAGCCAAAGUAUGCGCCUGAGCAUAUUCUUGAAGUAGCCGAUGCUGAGGUAGAGCUCAUUCUAAAGCAUCUAAAGGACUAAUGUACUCUGAAACCUCAGCAGCAAUUUGAAAAUUGGCGUUAUGGUAAUACGAGAGAAACCUCAGACUUAAAGCCUUGCUUGAGUGGAACAUGCCUU